AUGCAUUCGAAGCGUCGUCGUACCUUCGACUGUUCCCUAAUGGGAUCCUUUCUGAUACGGUUUACGUAUGACGGAUCGAGUUUCUUCGGGUUAGCUAAGCAGAAUGAAGAAAGUUCGGCUUCGUACUUCAAGAAUGCUCCUCCAGGUGUGGAGCGAGUGUUGUCGACGGUGGAGGGUGAAUUGGAGAAUGUGUUGCGUAAGGCGAACAUGAUAAAAUCAUUGGCAGAGUCGUUGUGUUCACGUUGUGGACGUACAGACCGAGGUGUGCACGCGCGUGCGAAUUAUAUCAGUAUCCGAUUGCGACUCAAUCCGGAAGGGGAGGAGUACAACUACGCACUGAUAAUGAAUGGUAUGUUACCCGAUAGCAUUCGUGUCGUAUGGGUGAGGCGAUGUCCAGUCUGGUUUGAUGCCCGUUUCCAUUGUUUAUAUCGCAUGUAUAAGUAUUAUUUCGCGGAUACCGGACUCGAUCUGGUGAAGAUGGACACCGCUGCACAGUGCUUCGUAGGCGACCAUGAUUUCAAGAACUUCUGUAAACAGGACCCAGAUAACCAGAAAACCACAAGACGUCGAAUCUUCCAUUGCCGAGUCAAAAAAGUCAAUCCAAAAGUGGGUGUCGUACUCGUCACUGGACCAGCAUUCCUAUGGCACCAGGUCCGGUGCAUAGUUGGCUGUCUUAUGGACAUCGGCAACGGUGUACAUCCCGUCUCUGUCGUUAACGAUUGGCUCUAUAUUAAACAGACCAAACCCCCUUAUACCAUGGCUCCACCCGACGGAUUAGUACUUUGGGAUUGCGCUUUCGAAGACAUAAAUCCCAACAUCAGCCAAAUGCCUACCGCGCAAGGUUCAGCCACGCAAGUUCCUGCAAAAGCACACGCGUGCGAUGAGAAUGUUUCGAUGGAGCCUCUUUGCGGCGGCGACCCACUCUCCGGGAACAGCAACGUGUCUACUGCUUUGCCCCAGCCGAUUCCAUUGACCCCGGUUGGAAGUAGAUGCCCUGGGAUCCCGACGUUCGAGUGGCAACUUUUUCAGUUAGAGAUUCGCAAGUGUGUAUUGAAAUCGCUCGCUAGCGCGGACAAUGACUCCUUAUCAUUCUUCAAGGAAGAUGCGCCGGACUUUUUUUGA
Molecule: messenger RNA, 1122 nt
Organism: Gregarina niphandrodes
Lineage: Eukaryota; Apicomplexa; Conoidasida; Eugregarinorida; Gregarinidae
Product: tRNA pseudouridine synthase
Exons: 2
Coding region: 1-1122 (373 amino acids)
Biological process (GO): tRNA pseudouridine synthesis; mRNA pseudouridine synthesis
Cellular component (GO): nucleus; cytoplasm
Molecular function (GO): pseudouridine synthase activity; RNA binding
Source: RefSeq, a predicted model, not a curated record